GUGCAAUCAACUGUUACCUGAUCCAAACCAUCGGAAUUUUGGGUCUGUUGCAAUCACAGACUAUAUCAAGGGUCAAGUAAAGCUGCAACGUGAUAUACGGAUCGAUACCCUCAGAGCUGGAAUUUGGCAACAAUAUGGAGUUAGGCCUCCGUAUAAACGAACCUGGAAUGCAAAGGAAAAGGCAAUAGCUGAUGUUUACGGUGGCUGGUAUGAAUCAUUUGCUAUGGUUCACAAGUUCAUGAACGAGAUGAUGCAUGUCAACCCUGGAUCUUUCUGGGAUGCAGAAGGCGCUGAGGUGUACACCGACGGGAUCCUUCAGCCGAAAGUCGUAACGUUCAUCCGAAUGUUCUAGACUUUCAAACCGACAAUUGAAGGGUUUCGGUUUUGCAAGCCAGUUUUGUUCGUCGACGGUACUCAUUUGUAUGGCAAAUACAAAAUGACCUUGUUGAUCGCGUCGGCAAUCGAUGGGAACAGUCACAUCAUGCCACUGGCAUUUGCACUUGUUGAAUCUGAAAGUACUGCCAGUUAUGAGUACUUUUUUGAACAUUUGCGUGAGCACGUGAUUUGCGAAAGGAAGGUGGCCAUUAUAUCUGAUCGGCACGCUGGAAUAUUGUCGGUUCUGAAGCGUCCUGAAUGGGCCGGUGUCGCCCACAAAUUUUGCAUCAGACAUUUCUAUAGUAAUUUUCAGACCAAGUUUAGGAACAAGGUUUUGAAGAAGCUGGCGGAUAAAGCAGGCCGAGCAUAUCAGAAGCACAAGUAUAAACGCUACAUGGCAGCGAUCGAGAUUAGAAGCCCAGAAGCGUAUGCAUGGCUGACUAAGCAAGAAAAGCGGCCUAAAGAAAAGUGGACAAGGGUGUAUGACAAAAAAGGGCAACGCCACAAUGUGAUGACAACUAACUAUGUUGAGUCUGUCAACGCGACACUGAAGAAUAUAAGGGGGCUUCCGAUCACAUCAAUGCUUGAGGCAAUUUUUGCUCGGAUGGUUAAAAUGUUCGACACACGUUGGAAGACGUAUGAGGAGUUGAUUGCUACAAACGUUCACUACACCCCAAUAUGCAUCCAACUACUGAAGCAGAGGGGGGAGAAGGCUCGUUUUCAUACAAGUCAGACGUACGACCGUUCUACGAUGACAUGCAAAGUGGAAACUAGGAAGAACCACUCAAAUGGGAGAGGAGGAAAUACCCAUACGGUAAACCUUCAGCAUAAGAAAUGCACGUGUCAGCUCAGUUUGCUGGUUGGACGUGGCCACUUGGGCGUGAGGAUUCUUCCGCAUCUGGCGGAUUUAGGCCGCUUGCGCGAUAUCAGCUGGGGAUCGGCUGUUCUGGCGUAUUUGUACCACGAGCUAUGCCUCUGCGCCUCUGCUUCAGCGAACAGACAAAACAUCGGGGGCGCUGUGUGGAUUCUACAGCUCUGGGCUUACGAGCGACUUAGGCCAUUGCAACCCCGUUUGGCCGACUUUGAUGUCACGGGGGGAUUGCCUUUGGGUGACAGAUGGGGGGGUCCCAGACAGCGGGAGCGGGGGACACGACGAGUUCCCAGACACUCAGUUUCUUACUUCAGGCUGUUAUUGGACGGGCUGCGUUACGACGAUAUCGUUUGGCAGCCAUACUCCGACGACGUUCUCCAGUCCAUCCCACAGAUGUACCUGACAGGGCGACAUAUUUGGCGUGCCCGAGUGCCAAUGAUCUACUAUCACAUUGUCGAGUGGCACCAGCCGGAUAGGGUUCUGCAGCAGUUCGGCUUACAGCAGCCCAUUCCCCUGCCUGCUAUGCAAGAUCGGCGCCUUCAUAACAUCCAAUAUCAGGGGAACUACAACUUCGAUGAACUGCUCUCAGAUUACAUUCAGAUUUGGAACAACAGAGCGGCUUACGUUGUUCAGGGUUACCAGCUCCAGCGUCCACCUCACUACCAUUCAGCGUAUAUGGAGUGGUUUCGGAGCCGCAGCCGGCGUUGGAUUACCCAUGAGGGCGCAGCGGCCGGACAGAGUCGCGACACUUUCGAGAUGAUCUCCCUUCAGAGAGAGGCGCGUGCGUCUAGGAUUGGGACUGCUGCACGCAGUUCUCAAUUAGCUUACGGAGAGGAGCGCCGUGACGUCACACUGCCCCCACCAGAGCCAGCAGUUCCGGCUUACGUACUACCUCCUCUUCCUCUCCUGACCAUCGAUCUGGCUCACAUCAGGGGAGCGCGUAGACGGCAGCCUAGAGCCGCCCCGCCUCGCGAGCGCCCGGCAGACCCUAUCCCCCCACCGGUCUACUUCCACUUCGAUCCUACAGCCACUACAGACAGACGGGGGGAGUACUAUGGCCCGACUCAGUACUACGGUUCCACUUCAGCAUCACAGCCUCCGUGGCAUCAGACCUCUUUCCCACAGGGACCCCAGGUAUCAUCGUAUCAGGUCCCGCCUUCGUCGAUGCCGUUUUUUGAGCCGUCGUACGGACAGACAGCAUAUACGACUCCUCUGGGCACGCCGCCGUCUCAGUUCCACCAGGGCACACCACCGGCGUCUCAGUUCCGGCAGGCCACACCACCGGCGUCUCAGUUCCGGCAGGCCACACCACCGGCGUCUCAGUUCCGGCAGGCCACACCACCGGCGUCUCCGUUUCAGCUGACCACACCACCGCCGUUUGCUGCAUCAGAUCAGUAUUACCGUCCAGCGCCAUAUACAGAUGCUCAACCGUUCACGUCUUUCGAUCAGUGUUACCGUCCCACGAUGCCUUCGGAUGAUCAGCCGUCGACGUCACAUUCGCGGCCAUCUUCUUCUCACCAGGCCCAGGAUCCAUCACAGCUACAUUUUACACUGUCAGAGUCAUGGUUAUUCGGUCCGGAGAUCGGUUCAGAGGCGUACGAGGAGCUUUUAUCACGACCGGAUCUCACACCUCCAUCUUUUAGACUCCUACCGCCCACACAGGAGGAGACCGGUACUGCACCACCAGCAGCAGACGUUCAGCAUUCAGCUCAGGACGUGGACGCCCACGACAGCGGCGAGAGCCCUCCGGUACCCAGACAGUUUCACUCGAUCACAGACAGGUCGCGGCACCGACGAGAGACUCACGGUUUGAGGAUACAGAGACCGAGGACUCGUAGAUAUGAGGAUUAG
Molecule: messenger RNA, 3097 nt
Organism: Mercurialis annua (annual mercury)
Lineage: Eukaryota; Viridiplantae; Streptophyta; Magnoliopsida; Malpighiales; Euphorbiaceae
Exons: 8
Coding region: 437-3097 (886 amino acids)
Source: RefSeq, a predicted model, not a curated record